Molecule: messenger RNA, 1803 nt
Organism: Monomorium pharaonis (pharaoh ant)
Lineage: Eukaryota; Metazoa; Arthropoda; Insecta; Hymenoptera; Formicidae
Product: cytochrome P450 4C1-like
Exons: 4
Coding region: 1446-1775 (109 amino acids)
Molecular function (GO): heme binding; oxidoreductase activity, acting on paired donors, with incorporation or reduction of molecular oxygen; monooxygenase activity
Source: RefSeq, a predicted model, not a curated record
AUUAUAACAAAGUAUUACAUUCAAAAUGCGCGCCACUCCCAACAGUCCCAACCAAUCACAGCCGUCAUCCGAUUAUUCCGAUUAUUGUUCGUGCAUGAUCGCAUUACUAUAUAAUAUUGGUGGCUGCUUCUAUUAUUUCAAUAAGCAAUUUAGGUAAAAUAUUCAAAGUUAAAUUAAAAUAAUAAGUAAAAACAUAUUAUUCGAAAUUUAUUGGUGUUUAAUAAAACAUUUCAACACAUUAUAUUUGUUAAAAAAUGUGCAACAAAUACGUAUAACUUUUUAGAUUAUCUAUGUUUUAAUAUGUUUUAUAUUAUAAUAUAGUUAUAUUCUUAAAUUGAAUAUAACUAUUUAAAACAUUUACAUUUUUGAACUGUAAAAAAUCCAUCUUUUUGGUACUAAAAAAUAAUCACAUGUUAAUUAUGUCAAAAUUUUAUUGAAUUGAUUAUUUAGUUAAAAUUUUAUUUAAUUGUGAAAAAAAUGAAAAAAGAUUAAAACUGGAUUGUAAGAAAUAUUGUAAUAUUUUAUAUAUGUAUUCAAAGUAUGCGCAAGCACCAUUGUCUUUCAGACUUUUGUAAUACUUUUAUUGUUUUAAAUACGCUAUUUUCAGUUAUAUUUCUUGCCUUUGAUUUGUAAUUAGUAAUCACAAAGAAACCUUAAUCCGCGCUCAUAUUAGAAAUUUAUCGAUAUUUUAGUAUUUUAGAAUUUAACCGUCAUCCUAAAUUUACCUUUUUAAAUUUUAAUUUUGAUUUGAAAUCAAUUAACAUCUCCAAAAAUCGUUUCCAUAUAAAGCGCAUUUUUUCUGGGAAAACCGGAGUACAAAAGGGUUCAGUUCGGUCUUGAAAUAAGAUUAGUUAUAAAUAUCAACCGUAGCUGAUAUAAAAUUCAAGAAUUCUUAAUAUAUGAAUUUGAAACUUGUAUCUUAAGACUUAAUUAAGACUUGUAUUUAUUAUCAUUCAUCGUAAAAAAAAGUUCAAGUAGUAAAUCAAGAAAAACAUUAUCAUGAGUUUUUAAUUUAAAUGACGGUGUGGCCUUGGAAUCCCCACUAUCGAUCAUCGAUGUAAUUACACUGACAGAAUUGCCAUGAACAUUGAAAUUAACAGACAAUCGCUGCUGCGCACGGAUAGGCUACAUUCAUAUGUCAGUGUGAUAAACGGACUUCGCGAUGGCAGAGAAAACAUGUCUGACCGAAAGAGGAAAACAGGCAGGUGUCUCAAUAUCCCACAAACUGAUAGGUCCAAUGUGCAUAAAAGUUAUCAACAAAAUUGCAAAAAAAAAACAAGUAAACGGAUAUUUCAGAAUAUAAGCGAACGCAUUUGAGAAAGCAUCAGUGUAUCACAAAACUUUGUAUAAGAUAUAAAAUGCUUUUACGUGCAAUUUCCAAAGAUUGAAAAAGCACACGAGACUACAGGAAAUUGAACCCGAAUAGAACAAUUAUUACUACAAGAAUGUUUAUUAUUAUAUUAUUAUUAUUUAUUCCUGUGGUAUAUUUGGUGUGUCAUUGUUACGUGCACAAUGGACUAAAUGGACAAAUAUUCCAUAAAAUACCAGGACCAUCAGGUUAUCCAAUUAUUGGUAACAUACUUUUACUGCUGCGUUCACGAGAGAAAUUCUGGAAAGCUUUACUUACUCUUCCUAAUCAAUAUUAUCCUAUUUUUAAACUAUGGGUUUCCUCUUUUUUUAUUAUAUCCAUUCGACAUCCUGAUGACUUGGAGAUAAUGCUAAGCAGUACAAAAUACAUCGAUAAAGGUAUAGUUUAUGAUAUAUUUCAUCCUUGAUUAGGCACGGGUCUUCUUACCAGUGAAG